Perognathus longimembris pacificus (Pacific pocket mouse) is the source of this 7443-nucleotide messenger RNA. RefSeq names its product meiosis regulator and mRNA stability factor 1 (gene Marf1). Gene Ontology annotation, biological process: post-transcriptional gene silencing. Lineage: Eukaryota; Metazoa; Chordata; Mammalia; Rodentia; Heteromyidae. Gene Ontology annotation, cellular component: cytoplasm; peroxisome. The coding region runs from base 156 to 5294 and encodes 1712 amino acids. Gene Ontology annotation, molecular function: CCR4-NOT complex binding; RNA nuclease activity; mRNA base-pairing post-transcriptional repressor activity. The transcript is spliced from 27 exons. The record is from RefSeq and is a predicted model, not a curated record.
GCGGCGGAGUCGGGAAUCAAAACAAAGGGCCUGGGGGGGGGGGCGGGGGGAAGGUGGCGGGGUUGGAAUGUGAGCACCGGUGGAGCCCGCGGCCCAGGGUGGAAGAAUGAAAGGAAGGGAAGAUGGAAGAAUGUUGAAGCACUCCGUGGGGCUGUAUGAUGGAAGGAAAGGAAACCGAGGGCCCCUGCAGUAGAGCGCUUGGAUGGCUUCAACCAGACAAUGAUGCUAAGCCAUGGUUUUGGAAAUUCUCUAAUUGCUUCUCCCGUCCUGAGCAGACAUUGCCACGUAGUUCCCAAACGAAAGAGUCCAUGGAGAACAAGAAAGCUGCUGUGGAAUUAAAGGACGUCCCAUCACCCCUCCAUGCCGGCUCAAAACUUUUCCCAGCAGUUCCAAGUCCUGAUACUCAUCCUCUCCAGCAACGGAAAAUACAGCUUUCAACCGUCCCCCAAGUAAGCUGCUGUGCUCACUGCCCCAAUGAGCCAUCCACUUCGCCAAUGUGCCAUGGUGGUGGUGGUGGCGGCGGCUUGAUUCACGCAGGCGCACUCUUAGACUCUCACAGCACCAGGACAAUCACAUGUCAGGUGGGGUCAGGGUUUGCCCUCCAGUCUGCAUCUUCACUCCAGAAUGCCUCAGCCAGGAACACCUUGGCAGGCAUCACGAGUGACUUUCCCGGCAUGUGUCUCGAGAGUAAUCUGUCUUCCUGCAAGCACCUGUCCUGUUGUGGGAAGCUCCACUUCCAGCCCUGUCACAGUACCGUGCACAAGCUGUACCCAUGUCCGGCGCUCCAGGGCUGCACCUCUGCUGCCUACUUCCCCUGCUCUGAUUUCCCCGGCGGGGCUCCUGGGCUCCUGGAGGAGCCCCUCCCACAGCCCGAGCUGACACCUCACUUGUGCACCAGCUCUUUGCACCUGAAUGUGGUUCCUCCGGUGUGUUUAAAGGGCUCACUUUACUGUGAAGACUGUCUCGGCAAGCCGGCAAGAAAUAGUAUAAUUGAUGCUACUAAAGUCUGGCCAAAUAUACCACCUCCAAAUACUCAAGCGGCACCCCUUGCUAUUCCUCUGUGUAAUGGCUGUGGAACCCAGGGAACGGGGAAGGAGACCGCGUUGUUAUUGGCAACCAGCCUAGGCAAAGCUGCUUCAAAAUUCGGUUCACCCGAAGUUGGAAUAGCUGGGCAAGUGCUAGAAAACUUACCCCCGAUUGGAGUGUUUUGGGAUAUUGAAAACUGCUCGGUUCCCUCUGGCCGAUCAGCUACAACUGUUGUCCAGAGAAUCCGUGAGAAGUUUUUUAAAGGGCACAGAGAAGCAGAAUUCAUCUGUGUGUGUGAUAUCAGUAAAGAAAAUAAAGAAGUUAUUCAAGAGCUGAAUAACUGCCAGGUGACCGUUGCUCAUAUCAACGCUACUGCGAAGAACGCUGCUGACGAUAAACUCCGGCAGAGUCUCCGGAGGUUCGCAAACACUCAUACUGCUCCCGCCACUGUGGUUCUUGUGUCCACUGAUGUCAACUUCGCACUGGAGCUCAGUGACCUGAGACACAGACAUGGUUUCCACAUCAUUUUGGUGCAUAAGAACCAGGCCUCCGAAGCACUGCUGCACCAUGCUAACGAGCUGAUCAGAUUUGAGGAGUUCAUUUCUGACUUGCCCCCCCGGUUGCCACUAAAGAUGCCAUGCCACACUCUGCUGUACGUGUAUAACCUCCCGGCAAACAAGGAUGGCAAGAGCAUCAGUAACAGGCUCCGCCGCCUCUCUGACAACUGUGGUGGGAAGGUGCUGAGCAUCACCGGCUGCAGCGCCAUUCUCCGCUUCAUAAACCAGGACAGUGCCGAGAGGGCGCAGAAGCGCAUGGAGAAUGAAGAUGUCUUCGGCAAUCGGAUCAUUGUGUCAUUUACCCCGAAACACAGAGAACUCUGUGAAGCAAGGAAUUCAAACGCACUUGCUGAUAAAGUGAAGUCUCCCAAAAAGCUUAAGAAUCAAAAGCUGUGCCUCGUCAAAGACACAAGUGAACAACCUUCCAGUGCCAAAUCCACUCCAGGGAAAGGGUCACAAGCUCACUCCGGAUCUGCUACAAAAAACACCCAUGUGAAAAGUUUACAGGAGCUGUGCCGUGCGGAGUCCAAGUCAGGCCACCGCAACAGUGAGCACCAGCCCGCCGGGAGGCUGGCUGUCAUGUCCCAGCCCACCUCGAAAAGCUCAGGAGCGGCAGAGCCUCCUCACAGAGGUGGCCACAAGAAAGAGAGCCUUAGCGCCCGGAGUGUUAGCAGUUCCCCCAUAGAGAAGAAAGAGAAAGACCAGAUGGUCUUCCAAGUGAGCUACCCGUCGGCCUUCAGCAAGCUGAUCGUGUCAAGGAGUAUGUCUCCAAACCUUUUAAACAGAGCCUCCCCGCUUGCUUUCAAUGUUGCCAAUUCCAGCAGCGGAGCUGACUGCCUGGACCCUUUCGCAAAUGGUGCUGACAUCCAGGUCAGCAACAUAGACUACAGGCUGUCCCGGAAGGAGCUCCAGCAGCUCAUCCAGGAGGCGUUUUCUAGGCAUGGCAAGGUAAAGAGUGUCGAGCUCAGCCCCCAUACUGACUAUCAGCUCAAGGCCAUUGUCCAGAUGGAGAACUUGCAAGAAGCAAUCUGUGCAGUGAAUGGCCUCCACAGGUAUAAGAUAGGAAGCAAGAAGAUCCUCGUCUCACUUGCCACAGGAGCUGCUAAUAAAUCAUUGUCUUUACUGAGUGCAGAAACAAUAUCCAUCCUUCAGGAUGCCCCUGCCUGCUGUUUGCCACUUUUUAAAUUCACGGAUCUCUAUGAAAAAAAGUUUGGACACAAGUUGAAUGUGUCAGAUUUAUAUAAGUUAACUGACACAGUUGCAGUCCGUGAACAGGGAAGUGGGCGGCUGGUAUGCCUCUUGCCCAGCAGUCAGGCCCGCCAGAGCCCCCUGGGGUCUUCCCAGUCGCACGAUGGCUCCUCCACAAACUGCAGCCCAAUCAUAUUUGAGGAAUUGGAGUACCAUGAGCCUGUCUGCAAACGGCAUUGCUUGAAUAAGGACUUCAGUGAACAUGAGUUCGAUCCAGACUCGUACAAGAUUCCUUUUGUGAUUCUGUCUUUGAAGACAUUUGCGCCCCAAGUUCAUAGUCUACUCCAGACCCAUGAGGGCACUGUGCCUUUGUUAAGCUUUGCAGAGUGCUAUGCUGCAGAAUUUGGGGACCUGGAAGUAGUGCGGGCAAGCCACGGGGGCGUCCCCUUAGAGCACUUCAUCACCUGCAUCCCAGGUGUGAACAUCACCACUGCCCAGAAUGGCAUCAAGGUGGUCAAGUGGAUUCACAACAAGCCCCCACCCCCCAACGCUGACCCUUGGCUCCUGCGAUCUAAAAGUCCUGUAGGGAACCCACAGCUGAUCCAGUUCAGUAGAGAAGUCAUUGACUUACUGAAGAACCAGCCAUCUUGUGUCAUACCCAUUAGUAAUUUUAUCCCGUCUUACCACCACCAUUUUGCAAAGCAGUGCCGUGUUUCAGACUAUGGCUACUCCAAGCUGAUUGAGUUGUUAGAAGCAGUGCCUCACGUGCUGCAGAUUCUUGGCAUGGGCUCCAAGCGUUUGCUGACCCUCACCCACAGAGCCCAGGUGAAGCGCUUCACUCAGGACUUACUAAAACUUCUCAAAUCCCAGGCCAGCAAGCAAGUUGUUGUGAGAGAGUUCUCUCAGGCUUAUCACUGGUGUUUCUCCAAGGACUGGGAUGUCACAGAAUAUGGUGUGUGUGAGUUGACCGACAUCAUAGCAGAGAUUCCUGACACCGUCAUCUGCUUGUCCCAGCAGGACAAUGACAUGGUGAUUUGUAUCCCCAAAAGAGAGCGUACCCAGGAUGAGAUCGAGAGGACCAAGCAGUUCUCCAAGGAUGUUGUGGACCUGAUGCGGCACCAGCCCCACUUCCGCAUGCCCUUCAACAAGUUCAUCCCCUCCUACCACCACCACUUUGGCCGGCAGUGCAAACUCGCCUACUAUGGCUUUACCAAACUACUUGAACUUUUUGAAGCCAUACCUGAUAUCUUACAAGUGUUAGAGUGUGGGGAAGAAAAAGUCCUUACUUUGACAGAAGUGGAACGCUUCAAAGCUCUAGCUGCCCAGUUCGUUAAACUCCUGCGGUCCCAGAAAGAUAACUGCCUUAUGAUGACAGACCUCCUUACAGAAUACGCCAAAACGUUUGGGUACACGUUUCGUCUCCAAGACUAUGACGUCAGUUCAGUUUCAGCUUUAACACAGAAGCUCUGCCAUGUGGUCAAGGUUGCUGACAUUGAAUCUGGCAAACAGAUUCAGCUCAUCAACCGGAAGUCUCUGCGGUCCCUCACCGCCCAGCUGCUGGUGUUGUUGAUGUCCUGGGAAGGAGCCACCCAUCUUUCUGUGGAUGAGCUCAGGAGACAUUAUGAAACCACACAAGGAGCUCCUCUCAACCCCUGUGAAUAUGGGUUCAUGACUCUGACUGAGCUGCUGAAGAGCCUGCCUUACUUGGUUGAGGUUUUUACAAAUGAGAAGACAGAAGAGUACGUGAAGCUCACGAGUCUGUAUUUAUUUGCAAAGAACGUGCGGUCUCUGCUUCACACGUACCACUACCAGCAGAUCUGCCUUCACGACUUCGCCAUGGCCUAUGCCAAGUAUGUUGGGGAGACACUGCAGCCCAAGACCUAUGGCUUUGGCAGCGUGGAAGAGCUCUUGGGCGCCAUUCCCCAGGUGGUGUGGAUAAAAGGACACGGUCAUAAGAGAAUCGUAGCACUAAAAAAUGACAUGAAGAGCAGGCUAGGCUCACUCAGCCUCUCCCUCACCGGUCACGAAAACCUGCAGGCGGACAACGAGGGAAUCCCGGAGAUGCCCAGACCAUGUCCUGCCCCAGAACGGCAGCCCAAAGCAGGGCCCAGUGAAACAGAGCAGGAGCUUCUCCACCUGGCCAGCAGCUCCCCCGUGGACCUUCUGUGCGCACCUGUCCCUUCAUGCCUGCCGUCCCCUCAGCUGAGACCAGACCCCGUGGUCCUGCAGCCUGCCGACCUCAUUCAGUUCGAGGAGCGCCCUCAAGAGCCUUCUGAAAUUAUGAUUUUAAACCAAGAAGAAAACAUUGAAAUCACAGUACCAGUAACGAAGGAAAAGCUGCCCUCUGGUUCCAGCCCAUUCUGCACCCCAGCAGCUCCCCCAGUGUCCCCCAGCCCCUCCUUGGACACCCUUGAGCCACAGCUUGGCAGAGACCCUAUGGAAAGCCCAGCCAAAAAGCAGCCACCCAAAAACAAAGUCAAAUUGGCAGCCAACUUCUCCUUUACCCCUGUCACCAAGCUCUAACCCCCAUCUGAAUGGAGGGUUAGCAUGGGGACAAGGUCUGAUUCUGCACACACAUGGGCUCAAAAAGCGACCUUUUCUGUUUCUGGGGGGCCCCUUCCCAGCGUGGCCCACCUGCUCCCUCGCUCUCGCUCUGAGCACAGCUGCAGCUGGCAUUUUUCUUUUUCUUCUUUCCAAUUAUUUGAAAAAUUCCGGCAUUUCUUAAAGAAUCCUUCCAUGUAUUUUACCAAAUCUCCUGUAACUCUGAAUGCUGUGGUGGCAGAGGGGGCAGCGAGCCCUCAGCCAGUGGGAGGCAGUCCGCAAUGAGCCGGCCCUGGGUUGCACCCCUCGGCACCGGGGAGCCUGCAUCGUGCUCGCUGGCGCGGUGUCCCCGCGCGCUGGCACUCUGCACCUAAUGCACUGAGUGGCUCUGAAGCAGAGCCUGUCCCCGGUGCGAGGAGGGUGGGGAGGAGCCCACGUCUUCAGGGAGCGAGAGGAAGGUUCCUGGCGUCCCUGCAGCUUGGUGUGUGUGUGUCGCUUGUUUUUGUUUAACUAUGUCUGUAGUCGAUAAGUAUGUGGCUUCAUCACAGAUUUUUUUAAGUGUUUCCAUCUUGGGGUUCCAUUUAGGAGCUUUCUAGAAAGUGGAGGGUGUUUUAAGCUUCUCUUCCGCACUCAGUUCCAGUGUGCUAUGGAUCAGGUUAAGGAGAAGGAGACGGUCUUGGUGUCAUAGAUUGAAAGUCAGCGUUUGGAUUACAGCACACAUAACUGUGUGUCGAGAGGCAGUAAUAAUGAGAGUCUGAUUUUCUAAACUAUGCAUUGGAUGCAUAAAUCACAAAUCAGAGUGGAGCGGUGAGCGGGAUCCACACCGUGUCCACUAGGAAGAGUCCGGAAAGCUAUCGGUACAAGUUGAAGGCCAAGGUUGAUGAGCUUAACCUUGUUUUUGUCACUUUUCAAGCUGGUUUUGGGCAGCUGGGAAGCUCUGUGCGAAGACGUGCGUGUCUGUCUGUUGGAUAAGCACCUUUUAAUAGUGUGUCUGUCUCUACCCCUGUUACUUCUCGCCGUUGGAAGCACGUUUGAGAUUGGCAGUGUCUGCUGUUGGUAUGGGGCUACUGCCCUGUGGAAUGGCCUUCCUCUCUGGGUGCCUGAGCUGUCCACUUGUAGGUAGCCUCUCAUCCCUGCCGGAGAACCUGGCAUUUACAAUGGGUUGUAUUUGUCAGGCAAAGAAGGCCUUGGGUCUUCCACUAGUAAGGUCUUCCACUAGCAAGAUGGUUUCUUUGGGGGAAAUGUUUGUAUUUUUGUAACUUCUAGAAAGCCAGGAAAUGGAGUCUGAUUGUGUGAGCCAGCAUUUUGAUGAAAUGCCACAAAAUAAGGGCUGCAGAGAGAUUUUUUUUUACAAGCUAGGUUUUUGUUCCCCAAAUCUUUCCAAUGAAGCUGGUGAUUCUCAGUUCUCAACCUGUGGCCCCAGUCAAGAUGGAAGCCCGUGGGAGGACGGUCCAAGCACAGCGGCCCUCCCUCCCGGGAUCCUGACGAGGGCCGUGGCACUACAGACAUAGGUGGCAGGAAGUAGAAUGUGUGGUGUGUGGAAGGCGCUUUUAGACGGUGUGGCAGAAUCAGUGUUGAGAGCGGCCAUUGCCUUACUGAGACCUCCUGAGGUGGGGUUCGCACACAUGGACUUGAGGGUUGUUUGCCUUCGUGGGACGGAGUGUGGCCUGUGUGUGCUGGGUGUCCCUGGCAAGCCCCCCGGGCUGCUGGCACUGCCUGGGAUGUGAGUGUGCCGACUGGCGUGGCGGCGGAGUGUGGGAUGGAGCGUGACCACCGAUUGCUGUGUAAAGUGUGAGAUGGCAGCAGGAGCUGGCCGUGGGGUUGCUGAGCUCCCUGGUGGCCAGGCCGGUCGCUGUCUAUUUUUUUAUUCAGAGGCAUAAUUAAGUGAUAGGCGAUGAUGUGUGGCUUUGGGACAGUGGGACGCUUGAUCUCGGUGGAAAGCUGCACCAGAUGAGACAGAUGUCACAGCCCCCUCUCCCAUCAUGCACUGUUUGUGGUGGAUCGAGCUUGAGGGAAAGAGAUGUUUUUCUUAACCAUCUCUUUUGUUUGGACACUUUUUUUUUUUUUGUGGUUCAAGUGCUGUUUUGUGUGUUGGGACCAAACAGUUGUCAAUAAACUUCACAAGCAAGCA